Salvia splendens (bonfire salvia) is the source of this 1161-nucleotide messenger RNA. Its product is annotated as dof zinc finger protein DOF1.2. Lineage: Eukaryota; Viridiplantae; Streptophyta; Magnoliopsida; Lamiales; Lamiaceae. The record is from RefSeq and is a predicted model, not a curated record. Gene Ontology annotation, molecular function: DNA-binding transcription factor activity; DNA binding. The coding region runs from base 308 to 988 and encodes 226 amino acids. The transcript has a single exon. Gene Ontology annotation, biological process: regulation of DNA-templated transcription.
UCACGUCGCCCUGCUCAGCGGCACGGACGUGCUCGAUGUAUUGAGCAAGUCCCGUGCCGUCGGCAAGAGUGCAACGGCGGAUAGGAGGGUGCCGCACCGUCGGCACGGACGCGGUCCUUCAGCAAGAGCACCGUUGGGAUGCUCUCAAGUCUAGUAGUUUGCUUUAACAGUUGCUAUAUAUAUACACCCCCUCUUCACCUAAACUAUUCCCCUGUCUUCAUUUUUAAACUAUUCCCCUCUCUCAUUUUGUGAUCUCAUUCUUGAUCCUCACUCUCUUUCUCAAGACAAUUAAAAAAAAAGUUUAAUAAUGUUCUCAACUUCCACAGCCACUAGCGACUACUCCAAUUCAAUGGGCUUCAUCCGGCCCAUUGCAUUGGACAGCGCCGCCGCCGCCAAAUGGAAAUACACCACCACCGCCGCGGAAAUCGCCCCCAACUGCCCCCGCUGCGCCUCCGCCAACACCAAAUUCUGCUACUACAACAACUACAGCCUCUCCCAGCCCCGCUACUUCUGCAAGGCCUGCCGCCGCUACUGGACCAAAGGCGGCUCCCUCCGCAACGUCCCCGUCGGCGGCGGCUGCCGCAAAUCCCGCCGCGCCCGCGCCGCCGCCGCCAUCCGCCACCCCACCCCCUCUCCCUCUCCCUCCCCCGCAGGAGCCUGCAUUGACGUCGGCGGCGCUGGCGGAGACGAUUCGUCGUCGGAAAACGCUCAGGCGAGCGCGUUUGGGGAGGCUACGGCGGCGCUUGAGUAUGAGACGCCGCUGGAAUUGGUUGGAGGCGAUCAGAUGCAGCAGCAGGGGAUGCCGCAGAUGUCCAUGUGUCAGGAUGUGAGUGGCCAGCAGUUUUUGUUUGAGAUGGGGGAGGAUAUGUUGUGGGAGGAAGGUACAACUCUGCCGAGCUUUGCGUACCCAGCGGUGCAGGUUGAUGACUGUGGGGUGUUCGUACCGGAUAAUUGGAGUUCUUUUGAUCUCUCUGCGUAUGAAUUUUAAAUUUUAAUCCGCCCCUUGAUUUAUUAACUAUAUUAAUUUAAUUUCUAAUUAUUUUUCUUGAUUCUUGGAAGUUAACUGUCACAAUUCCGUGAAAGAGACUAUUGGCAAAAUAUGUUGAUGUCUAUAAACAUAUAAUAUCAUACUUUAUGAGAAAAUAAUGAAAUUUUGUCCUA